Messenger RNA from Soboliphyme baturini, 2544 nucleotides. NCBI's taxonomy places the organism in Eukaryota, Metazoa, Nematoda, Enoplea, Dioctophymatida, Soboliphymatidae. The record is from the annotation of a GenBank genome assembly.
AUGGUGAACCCUACCAUUGCCGAUCCGAAUAUUGACGUAGAGGAGUCGGACGACUCGCUGGUGGCGAACGGCUCAAACUCUAACAGUCCGGUCAAUGAACAGCCGCCGAUGGUCGUAUUGCCAUCACAGACGUUGGUCAAACCGCCAUCGCUGUUGUCGGAUAGCGCGAAAGAGAGCUCUCGUAAAAUUAAAAAACGGACAGCUAUUCCAACAAAUGCUGCCAUCAGCGACAGCACUGCAAAACACAGAAACGUGAAGCAUAAAGAUACGCCGUCGAAGCAUAGCUCUAAGAACAUUCAACCAAAGCUUUUUAAAGCUAAUUCACACAUGUGUGCCGAACCUAAAACAGCAGCGGUCAAAGAAUUGCAACGCUCGACGGUUGCGCCAAAACGACCGCCUCCUGUUCAGGUUGUGGCUAAAACCAAUCAAAACAAAUCCGAUACUAGCUUUGUAUCAGAUUCUACCAAGUCAUACGUAUCAUCAGUGCCGCCAGUGAAAAUCAGGAAAGUACGAACAGCGAAAACGUAUCCAACUCGGUUUCGUUCAACAGGUGAGUUACAGAAGCGGUCACAUCACGGUGCUCGAAACUUCAAGCUGAACGUGUCGACCGAUUUGCCCAAAAUAUCCGUUUUGAUGAUGCUAGGACUGGAGCAAGAAAUACCCUUGCCUCCGAAAAGACCGAAACCGCCAACUCCAUACGCGGCUUUUACUACAUUAAUGGAUCCUUUCAGUAGAGCGCCUUUGAAAAGAACAGCCUCUGACAUGGAUCAUGCACCUGAUACUGUCAAAUCGGUAGACAGCCAUGCUGCUCCUCUGCCUGCCGUUGCUACGACCAGUUUAACUCGACCCUCUAUAUUGCCACCUCUACCAUCGAAGCUGUCGACGAAGUUGUCACCUUUGCCACCUGUCGAUUCAGCAGUGCGUGCCAAAGCCACUUCAAAACCCGUCCAACUAGUCGAAAGUGACAGUUUCAUGGCUGCUUUGGAAACCAAGCUACCGGUAAAACCGCCUCUAGUUAAAAAAAAGAAAGUUACGACCAAAAGCGGUCUCGGUUGUGCGGUGUCAGUGUCCACUAGUUUCACGGUAAAACAGGAGGUGCUGUCAUUCUCUUCCAUCGAAAGCGACAAAGCAAUUACAACGACUACUGCUCUGACGGCGUUUUCAUCGGAAACACCUGACACAGUUCAGCAGCAGCCGUCGUCGAAGGCAGCGUUGUCAUCGACCGGUGUGACGCUUGUGUCCAGUCUUAGCAGCGUCGGUCACGGGUCUGACGGUGAUCUUAAGUCGAAGUUGCGUAAAGCAGAGAAGCGGAACGUACAGUGGGCGGAUGAUCUCAGUUUGGUUCAGGUUCACUACUUCGAAGUGGAGGACGGAGAACGAGGUCCGUUGCCGUUGUUUUCAGUCAAUGUCAACCGCAUCCGGCCUUAUGGUGAUUUGAAACAUUUUGAGAUGCAUCGAGAGAGGGAAGCACUUGAGGCAGCUCGACGUAUGGGUAAUUUUGACGUAAACGCCGACGUGGAUCGAAAGACGUCCGUAACGUGGAAACUGAUACCGAUCGACUGCCCUAAACAGCCGCUGGUGAAGCGCGGUUCGGCGAGCAUCGAGCGCGUACUACAAGCACGCCGGCAGCGAAACGUCCUCGCUGAGUUGUACUUCUCGCCAAAGCUGAUUCCUGAUUCGCCAAAGGAGCCGGACGUCGUCGACAGAGUCCUUUUAUCUGAAACGAAGGUCAUUCCUCUAGAGGAGUAUAACGAAGUUCAGUAUCGAGUAAAUCCAGGUGGUGUGCCGAUGCCUCGUGUGCCACAAAACGCUUUGCCUCCUGAGUUAGCUCAACUUUUCCACGGCAUAAACAAACCUCCAGGGCAACCGGUGCAACAUGUGAAUGCUCCCGUUCCAUCCAUGAUGCCACCUCUAGUGAACGUAGGCCCUUCGAGCUUAAACGGUGCCGGCCCGGGAACGGCAGCCAUUCGAAAUGUUAUGCCGUAUCCCCCUGGUCCAGCGAUGACCAUGCCGGUCAUGCGUUCUGGUGUCGAGAACAUGCCGGCCGUUUUGGACCCGUCUUCGAUGGUUCGUGGUAGAGCAUGCGUUAUGCCCUCUACCGUUCUGUACAAUGGACCCAUAGUUGCUCCCUCCGUUGCUGCUGGUAACAGGAUGCCUGGAAAUUGGAAUGCACUUCCGCCUACAGGCCCGCCCGGACUACUGGGCAACGCGCCAGCGAUGCCACCAUCAGCACCUUUCGUGCCUGCCAACGUUCGUCCUUGCUACCUCUCAGUCCCUCCGCCUGCGGCAUAUAGACAUCCUAAUGUCAGAAGUCGCCAGCGUGCUCCCAAUACCCCAUUAGACAGUAGGCCGCCGUGCCAAUUCUUCCUCCAAGGUCGAUGCAACUACGGUGAUCGGUGCCAUUUCCCGCAUGUUAUCCCACCUAACACGUUGUCAGUGCCUCAGAUGCGUCCAGCCUUGCCCUCGUCUAAUAGCUCUUGUUCAGAGCUGCCACCUUCUGAUUCAGUCAAGGAUGCAAGUCCAGCAACGAGCAAAGACGAGUGA